UUUGGUCUCACUGGUGUCUAUUAAGUAGUCCAACAGCCCAGGCUUUCCUCUGUGACAGCCUGACUGCGGAGGGGGAGAUUGCACAAACCGUUCCUGUCCCUGUAAGUGCCUCUUUUUGCUGCUCGCUCUCUGUGUGAUCAGCUCAGAGCUGCUGACUGUGUUGGACUCCGGAGCGUCACCCCGACCUGACGCACUCUUGUACCAGAGCGCAGCUGUCACCAUUACUUCAUGCUUAUUGGCCCAAGACAGAGAGGCAGAGGCAGAGCAAAAGGCAAACAACAGGGAGAGAGAGAGAGAGAGAGAGAGCUGGACCCCUGUGCUCUGCUCCAUCGAUUUGCGGAGGUGCACCCAGGAUCCUCUGUCGGACGCUGGCUACACGUUUCCGAGCUUUGGGAUUUCUUUUAUUUGGAAUGCCAAACGUGGAUUCAGUGUUUGGAACAUGCUCCUGGAAAAUUUGGUAGUGGUUGUUUUCUGCCUGUGGGGUGCUGAUGUUAGCAGAGCUUACGUGUUCCAAGCCAGUCGACCUGGAGAAGGAGACAGCCCACAGCUUCAGACAAAAGUUGACUCGGAGUGGAUUAGCACCGCAGGCUCCUGUAAGGGGAGGUGCUUCGAGCUGGACGUUGCCGAUCCUCCAGGAUGCAGAUGUGACAACCUGUGCAAAACUUACUACAGCUGCUGCACAGACUUCGAUGAGCACUGCCUGAAAACAGAGGGAGGAUUUGAGUGCAGGCAGGAUCGCUGUGGGGAGGUGAGGAAUGAAAACCAUGCUUGCCACUGCUCAGAGGACUGUCUGGAGAGAGGAGACUGCUGCUCCAACUACAAAUCCCUCUGCAAAGGUGAAACUUCAUGGCUGCAUGGAGAUUGUGAGGAGAUCAAGAGCGCCGAGUGCCCCGCGGGUUUCGUCCGUCCUCCUCUCAUCAUGCUGUCUGUCGAUGGCUUCAGAGCCUCCUACCUGAAGAAGGGCAAAUCUGUUAUCCCCAACAUAUAUAAACUCAGAACAUGUGGCACAUCAGCUCCGUAUAUGCGACCGGUUUAUCCAUCGAAGACCUUCCCAAACCUCUACACUCUAGCCACAGGUCUGUACCCAGAGUCCCAUGGCAUUGUGGGAAACACCAUGCACGACCCAGUGUUCAACGCCACCUUCAGUCUGCGCACCAGAGAGAAACUCAACCAUCGGUGGUGGGGUGGGCAGCCAAUCUGGAUCACGGCAGAGAAACAAGGAGUGAAAGCAGGAACUUUCUUCUGGCCUUGGGUGAUUCCUCUUGAAAGGAGGAUUCUGACCAUCUUGCGCUGGCUGCAUCUGCCUGAUGAUGAGAGGCCAUACGUUUAUGCUGUCCACUCUGAGCAGCCGGAUACCUUCGGGCAUCGCCUCGGACCGCUCAGCAGUGAGUUGGACAACCCACUGAGAGAGAUUGACAACAUCAUCGGUCAGCUGAUGAACGGACUGAAGCAAAUGAACCUGCAUCGCUGCAUCAAUGUCAUCAUCGUUGGAGAUCAUGGUAUGGAGGAGGCGCACUGUGAGAGGACAGAGUUUCUCAGCAGCUACCCUCUCAACCUAGACGAGAUCAUGCUGAUCCCUGGCUCACUGGGUCGGAUCCGUCCCCGUGACCCCAAAUCGACCACAUAUGAUCCAAAGGUUGUGGUUGCAAACCUCACCUGUAAAAUGCCAACUCAGCACUUCAAGCCAUACCUGAAGCAGCAUUUACCCAAGAGGCUUCACUACGCCAACAACCGCAGGAUCGAGGAUGUCCAUCUGCUGAUGGAGAAGAAGUGGCACAUCGCCAAGAAAACACCAGAAAAGCCGAGGACUCGGUGUGGUUUCUUCGGUGAUCAUGGCUUUGACAACAAGCUAACCAGCAUGAGGACUAUCUUUAUGGGGCAUGGACCGAGUUUCAAAUUUCAGAAAAGAGUGCCAGAGUUUGAGAAUAUAGAGUUAUACAACGUGAUGUGUGACUUGUUGGGGUUGAAGCCGGCUCCGAAUAACGGGACGUACGGCAGCUUGAACGACAUGCUGAAAGACCCACCUUUCCAUCCCACCAUGCCAGACGAAGUCACCCCGCCUUCACCGGUGUCCGACUCGGACAACACGGUGACCCGCGAUCUGGGCUGCAGCUGCGAUGACGAGAAUAGGGUGGAAGAGAUUAUUCAGCCAUUCAGUCCUGCACCAGAUGGAGUCUACAGUUACAACAGCACACACCUACCAUUUGGUCGUCCGGCAGUGAUGUUUGCCACUCGGUACAGUCUUCUUCAUCACGUGGAGUUCAUCAGCGGAUACAGCAAAGAGCUGGCCAUGCCCCUGUGGACGGCGUACGCAGUGCCACGACAGGAGGACAUAACGCCUGUUCCAGAGGUUUUAGAAGGUGUAAAGUGCAUUCGAGUUGACCCAAGAGUUUCAUCUGAUCAUAGUCAGAGCUGCACAACAUACAAUCAUAACAGCCAGCUGACCGGCGGCUUCCUCUUCCCUCCAGAGCUGGCAACAUCUCCAGAGUCCAGAUAUGAUGCUUCACUCAUUACCAACACUGUCCCCAUGUAUCCUGCCUUCAAGAGAAUAUGGAGUUACCUGCAGGGGGUGCUGCUAAGGCGCUAUGCAGAGGAAAACAAUGGGAUCAAUGUUAUCUCUGGACCUGUCUUUGACUACGACUAUGAUGGCUAUCCAGAUAGCACUGAGAAGAUUAAAGAGUCCUCAGCUGAUGGCCCACACGUGCCCACCCACUUCUACGCCGUAGUGACCAGCUGCCAGGAGGCCAACCAGACGGUGGACGGGUGCGACGGGGCACUUCGGGUCUUUUCCUUGCUUCUUCCUCACAGGCCGGACAACAGUGAGGCCUGCAAUAGCGCUGAGGACGAGUCACAGUGGGUUGAAGACCUGUUGAAGCUCCACACGGCCCGGGUUCGAGACGUCGAAAUCCUGACGGGCUUAGACCUCUUCAGAUCCACCAACCUCACCUACACCAACACCCUAAGACUCAAAACCUACCUGCACACUUUUGAGAGUGACGACUAGAUGCACAAAGGUGGACAGAGAAAUAUACUGGAUGUUGGCCUUGAUAGAAAAUCCUUCAUUUUCGCCGAUGCUCACUGGACAGAUGAUGCACGGUUGUUCCCGUCCCGAGCAACUGCCCGAGAUGGGCUUUCAAACAGAUUUGGAAAGUUUAAAAAAAACAACUCAAAUUUGACUUUGGGAAUAUUAGCACAGAAACAUUCAAUAGAACCAUAAAACUAUGAAAAUUAGUAGAGAACAAGAAUGAUUGAAUGGGGGACUUAAGGCUGCCAGUACACUGCUGCAUUUUCCAGCACAUGUAAAGGACUGUAUCUGUGUUUUAGCUCCGUAACAUUUAGUAAUCUAUAUCUAAUAUUUCUACUGAUUUCCAAAUAUAUGCAGUUAUAUUUAGAAAAUAUAUUAAAAAGUGUGUUGUUUACUUUUGAAUAUCGGUUCCGGCUGCAUGCAACGUAACACUAAAAUGACAUGAAAAAUCUGAUUAAAAACUAUGAAACUCUGAGGCAGAGUAUUAUUUGUAUUCAAUAAGCUACAAUUUACCCCAAAAAGAACAGUCCAGUGUGAGUCCUUUUUUUAGCAGCUUCAAAUGUUUUCUUGGUUAUUAACUAUAAAAAGCCUUAACCACAGCAUACCACUUUCAUACAGAGGCUCACGAAAGGGAAAUUCUUAACCACAGAGAAUGCUUGGUGAUUCAAAUAAUAUGUAUCGGUCAUCUUUAUCUGAGAUGAAAAGGCAUAAUUGACGUAGAACUGACGUGCAUGAAUACGAAGCACAACUGCCUUUGGUUACAAUCCAAAAUACACCAACAACUGUUUAGUGAGUCUUCCUUCAAGCAAACAUUAUAUUCUGAGUGAGUGUGUGAACUGGAGUACUGUUGGAACACUGCCCCUCCUGGAUAAAAUACUUCAUUUAUUAAUAGACAUAUUCAACAUUAAAAACCAAAAUAUUUCGCUUUUAACAUGAAAAUGGCAGAAAAAAUGCAUACAGGACAAAAAGGUUUGUGACGUUUUCGAAAAGAGAGAACUGCUGUGUUGGUGGCAGCAUAGUCUGAAACGUGACCGCAUUUUGCAUUUGAAUUUAGAUACUACUCUUAACAUUAAAUGCCAAACAAAUUAUUUUUUAUGUGCCUCUGUCUACAUCAUUACCCAUCAUUCUAUCACAGCUCUAUCCAUGUUUUCCUUUUGCCCAGCUCUGGAAUAAUAAUAGGAUCCAGAGUGAUUCCAGUGAAAGAGUGAGGCCACUAUUAACUUUGAGGAAAUUACAAGCAUAUGUCGAGCUUUUCUUUUAUCAGUUUAUCAGGUUGUAAAGGAGAAUGGUUAAAAAAAUGCUUCCAAGUGCUUACUAAUUACUACAAUUUUCAAUCUUAAACACCACAAAUCAGAGACGUUUUUCACCAUUUCAGUGUUUGUUGUCUUGGGAAUAAAUUUGAUGGCAAUUGUUCAUAAACUUGAGUCUUUGAAUGUACCUACUCUAUACAAUGAAUGACACUACAUCUAGUCCUUAUCAUUUAUUUUGGCUAAAGAAGGUUAAUUAUUCUGGGAUAGUGCUCUCUUCAGGAUAGAGAGGUUAGUGAAUUUUAUUUGAAUGCUGGUCAAAUGUAAGUUUGAAUUAAUAUUGGUUGACUUUCAUCCUUAUGGUGAUACAAUUUGGAAAAUGACUUAGCUUAGCUUCACUCACUGUACGUUUUCUCAUUUUGUGACGGCUGUCUUGUCUGAUUAAACUUAAUGCUUUUAUAGUCUAAGAGUUGCCAAGAUCUAGUGUUCCUUUUGUUUAUUGUAAACAUUUGUGACAUUGCAAUUAAGGGUAAAUAUAGCAAAGUAUCAUUCAUCAGUGGAAUAAAAUAUUAAUGAGAAUUACUUUUAAUGACUUAGGAGCAUGUCAAGUUGACUAGUAUAUCCUUGUAGUCUUUCAAAUAAAAGAAAUAUAGAUGACAAAAACUUACAAUGAGUGAGACUGAGUUGUUUUCCUAUGUAUGGCUUACUAAGGAUGUGAAAGUCCAAUUUUCUGCCCCAAUAUACCAACAAAAUAAGGUAGGAUGCCAGCUACACCAGA
This is a messenger RNA of Menidia menidia (Atlantic silverside), 5050 nucleotides long. Lineage: Eukaryota; Metazoa; Chordata; Actinopteri; Atheriniformes; Atherinopsidae. The record is from the annotation of a GenBank genome assembly.